Etheostoma spectabile (orangethroat darter) is the source of this 2106-nucleotide messenger RNA. RefSeq names its product cytochrome P450 2K1. The transcript has 9 exons. Gene Ontology annotation, molecular function: oxidoreductase activity, acting on paired donors, with incorporation or reduction of molecular oxygen, reduced flavin or flavoprotein as one donor, and incorporation of one atom of oxygen; iron ion binding; heme binding. Gene Ontology annotation, cellular component: intracellular membrane-bounded organelle; cytoplasm. Gene Ontology annotation, biological process: xenobiotic metabolic process. The record is from RefSeq and is a predicted model, not a curated record. Bases 175 to 1698 code for a protein of 507 amino acids. Lineage: Eukaryota; Metazoa; Chordata; Actinopteri; Perciformes; Percidae.
AAAACAUCAAUCACAGUACAGUAGGUAGUGGGACCAGUGCUGCAGUUUAGGGUUGGUUGUGAAAUCCCUGUUAGCCAGAACACUCACAAAACUAAAAAGGCUCCAGGAGGAGAAAUAUUUUUUCAGUGAAAUAGCAACUUUAGGACACUUUUUUUUUCUCCUUUUUUUUAAGUAAUGGGGAUUUUAGAUCUCUUUCUCCAGUCCUCCAGCUCUAUCUCCCUGUUGGGGGGUCUUGUUGUCCUGCUACUAGUCUACCUUGUCUCCUCCUCUAGCUUCAGCUCCAAGGAAGACAGAAAGGAGCCUCCAGGACCAAAACCAUUUCCCCUAAUAGGGAACCUGCUGCAGCUUGAUCUCAAGAGACCCUACAACACAUUAUUGAAGCUUUCCAAGACAUACGGAUCAGUGUUCACUGUGUAUUUGGGACCCCAAAAAGCAGUGGUCCUGGCUGGGUACAAGACGGUGAAAGAGGCACUUGUCAACUACGCUGAAGAGUUUGGUGAAAGAGACCCAAUGUUAAUAAUGCAGGAAUAUACUGAAGGCCAUGGGGUUUUAUGGUCCAAUGGUGACUCGUGGAAGGAGAUGAGGCGCUUUGCUUUGACUAACCUGAGAGACUUUGGGAUGGGCAAGAAGGCGAGUGAGGACAAAAUCAUUGAGGAAUGUGAACACCUCAUUGAAGUGUUCAAGACAUUUAAAGGUGAAUCUUUUGAUACGACCCAACCAGUAAACUAUGCGGUCUCUAAUAUUAUCUGCUCCAUUGUUUAUGGCAGCAGAUUUGAAUAUGAUGAUCCAGAGUUUACAUCCCUGGUAGAUCGAACAAACAGAAACAUUCAACUUGGGGGCUCCCCGUCUGUACAGCUGUAUAACAUGUUUCCAUGGCUCGGUAAAUGGUUUAGUGGGAAGAAGGAAAUGGAGAAGAUAUUUGCUGCCAACAGGAAACAGAACUUAAAGCUGUUCAGUCGUUUGAAAGAGACCCUCAAUCCACAGAUGUGCAGAGGCUUUGUGGACGCCUUUCUGGUCCGAAAGCAAAAUCUGGAGGAAUCGGGGAUUGACAACAGUUACUUCCACGAAUGCAACCUUAUGCACACAGUUCUUCAUCUUUUUGGGGCUGGCACUGACACAACAGCAACUACUCUGAGAUGGGGACUUCUGUUUAUGGCCAAAAAUCCAAAAAUACAAGACCAAGUCCAGGAGGAGCUGAGAAGGGAGAUAGGAAGUCGUCAAGUGCAGGUUGAGGACAGGAAGAACCUGCCCUUCACCGACGCGGUCGUCCAUGAGACACAGAGACUGGCCAGCAUCCUCCCAACGGCAGUGGCUCACAAAACGAGCCAAGACAUCACCUUCCAGGGUCACUUCAUUAAGAAGGGGACCACGGUAUAUCCUCUCUUAACAUCUGUCCUACAUGAUGAGAGUGAGUGGGAGAGGCCACACAGCUUUUAUCCUGCUCACUUCCUGGACAAAGACGGGAAGUUUGUCAAGAGGGACGCCUUCAUGCCUUUUUCUGCAGGUCGCAGGAUUUGUCUCGGAGAGAGUCUGGCCAGGAUGGAGCUCUUCAUCUUCUUCACCACCCUCCUGCAGCACUUCCGUUUCACUCCUCCUCCUGGAGUUUCAGAGGAUGAACUGGACCUGACUCCUCGUGUGGGCUUCAUCCUCAACCCUUCACCCCAUAAACUGUGUGCUGUUCCUGUAUGUGAGCAGUAGGGCUUGAAAAUGCAGCUCGGCCCGCUUUUUAGACUUCAACUAGGGCUGCACUAUAUUGGAAAAAACUGACAUUGCAAUAUAUUGUUUUCCUGUGAUAUAUCUCUAUAAUCUAUACUAUAGACACAUUUUUACAAGAUGACAUAAAUAGCUCUAUUUAGAAAUAUUAAAUCAUUCUCGAGUACUGCGGUGAUUUAGCUACAUCGAUAAAAAUAAUGAACUUUUUUUAUGUGAACCAUCCUUUGUUGAACUUCAAUACUUUACAAACACCAAAGCAAGUAAGUGCUGUGACUACUCUUCUGAAGUGAUUUUGGAGAAGGAAAUAAGUAGGGCUGCAUGAUAUUGACUUAAAAUCACGAUUAAUUGCACAUUCUGCAUUGAUAACGAUAAAUUAAUGAGUUGCUCAGCUGA